AUGGCAUCCGAACGCGGGUUUGAAUUCCGCUCGCGCGACCUCGAGCAGCUCGUGCACGACGGCGUCCUGUCGUCCCGUCGCUACGCCCAGUGCACACGUUUCCGCCCUGGCGUCUUCUCGCUCUCUUCGACCCUCGUGCCGAUUGACGUGCACCAGCAGCAGCGCAGCGAGAAGAGAUUAGCGCGCGCUCUGAACGCGCUUCAAACGGAUUAUCGCGUGAGUUUAUCGCUCAGUAAAGAGGCACUGGGCUUCACUAAUUCGCUAGAGGACGCGCUGAGUUUCUUGGCGCUCCAGUGCACGAGUGAAGAGCUGCCGAAGACGCUCCGGGCGCCGUCUACGGAGCUCCAGCGAGGAAAAGACGCGGCCAAUGGACGUGGAGAGCUCGCGGCCGAGCUGAAUGUCCGUGCAGAUGGAUAUGAGAGGGACAGGGAGCUAGUGGACUUUCAGGAGGAGAAUGAGGAGGUGCUGGAGGAUGUGGAACGAGCACGUGGAGCUGUUGACGUGCUUGGAGUAGCUGGAGAGCAAGAGACGAAGCAGAAGGAGGCGCUGUCGUGGACGCAGCAGUACGUGCAGCAGCUGGACAUGCAAAGACAGGAGGGUGAGCUGCUAGCAGCUGGACAGACGGGACAAGAGACGUUGGAGAGAUGUGAGCAGGACGAGCUUGAGACGCAGUACGUGGAGCUCUUGGCGACCUUGCAGCGUCUGAAUGAGCGGCAGAGUCGGAAAAAGAAGAAAAAGGUCACGAGUGGUGAUAAGAACAAGCUUCGUGAUGUACGGGAACAGUUGCAGCAGACGAAACGCCAACUCGUGGCACGUGGCUGGCGAGAUCCGACGCAGCAGGUAGAUAUGAAAGGAAGGGAGAAGAAGAAAGAGGGGGAGGUUUCUAAAGAGGUGGUGAAAACUGUGGACGAGAGAGAGGAGGAGGUGGAGCGGAUUCGGGUGUCUAGUGAUGCGGUGGUGGAUGCUGAGCUGUUGGAACUAGCGUUCGGGAUAACAGAGAUAGGAGAAGAGAAGGAGAAGGCAACGAAGAUUCUGGAGACGUGGGAGGCCGAGGAAGAACAAGAAGAGGGGUCGUCGAGCUCUGUUGUUCAGGCCAAAGAUGUGAAAGAGGAGGAGAAAGACAGCAGUGGGGGUCUGUUUGGGUUUUUGGAGGAGGCAGAAUCGACUGUAGUAAGUGCGAACGAGAUUAAAAAGAGUGCAGCAAUCGACACGGCUGCAGUUAUUGCAGCCCAGGCGGCGGCUGAUCUGGCCACGUUGAAAAGUAAAAAGGGGAAGAACAAGAAAGGUCGCAACAUGCUGAAGGUCCAGGCGGCGGAAGCUCAAGCCGUUCGGGCGCAAUCUUCGGUGGCAGUGACUUGGACGGGAAAGUCGCCGCGUGAUCACUUAGAGCAGCACUGUCGCAAGAACGGGUUUUUAAAACCGCAGUACAAGAAGCUGCCUCGUCCAUCAGGCGGAGGACACUUGUACUCGAUCAUUUUAGACAACAAAGUGUGCGGAAAGCAAGAAGUCUCUGUAAGGGAUGCUCGUGAUGAAGUGCAGGGGUUUGAUUCAAUAUCGGAUGCAAAAGACGCCGUCUCUACGAGCGCUUUGUUUGAGUUAGCGUCUGAUCUGCCAUUAUAUCGAGUGCUACCCCCAGUGUACCGCGACAUGUGGCAGAAGUGGACCAAGGAGCGGCAAGACCAAGAGGCGGCAGCGGCAUCCGUUGAUCGCGACGAGCAUGAUGAAUUGAUAAGGGAGAUCUACAACACGCUUCCGAAAGAGAUUGCUGAAAAACAAGCUGUCGUAAAUGUACCAAAACUUGCUGUACCGCACCCGUCGCCAGGUGUGAAACAGGGCGUUGCAAGUACUGAAAAAGAAUCGAUAGAGGACUGGCAUGUCGAUGACUGGGACGCCGACUUACCCGAUGAGGAGAGUUCAGCUGAAACGGAGAAUGCAAGUGAUGGUCCAGCGGCGUCAUUUGAGAUAGAAGAAGAAAGUGAAAGUGACCGAAGCGCCGCAUUGAAACUGUCUUGCCAGCUGCGAGAACAGCUACAGAAACAAAUGCGAUCAAGCGCCUAUCGAGCAAAGCUUCAGCAGCGCGAAUCUCUACCCAUUGCAUCGUUGAAGAAACAAGUUGUCGGUAUGCUGUCGCACCACGAUGUGAUUCUAAUAUCGGGUGAAACUGGAUGUGGUAAGAGUACCCAAGUGCCGCAAUAUUUGCUCGAAGAGUUGCUGUUUUCCGAAAUGGGAGGUGCUCGUGGUCAGAUUGUGUGCACUCAACCUCGUCGACUAGCUGCUAUUAGUCUGGCAGAACGAGUCUCUGACGAGCUGGGUGAAUCAAACAUGGGCGCGGGUGAUUCGCUUACAGGCUUUCAGAUCCGCCUCGAAACGCGCAUGACGUAUCGCACUCGCCUGCUCUUCUGUACGACUGGUAUCUUGCUACGCAAGUUGCAAGACCCGCGCACUUUAGGCAAGGAAGUAAGCCACGUGAUUGUAGAUGAAGUGCAUGAACGCGACCUUCAGAGCGAUGUGCUACUGGCCAUGCUACGUCAAUUCCUGAUGGAAGGUAACGCGGUGAGACGCCGUCAGUUUGGAGGCAAGUUGCCACCGUUGAAAGUGAUCCUCAUGAGCGCUACGCUCAACGCUGCGAGCUUUCAGAAGUACUUUGGCGGAGCUGCUGUGUGCCCGAUGAUUGAAGUGCCAGGCCGUACCUUUCCCGUGGGGCAGUUCUACCUCGAGGAUGUGCUUGAAAUGACUCAGUUUGUUGUGGAUGAGGAGUCCCCCGCUUACAUUCCAAUAGACGGACAUGGCACGGACAGAAAGUCUACGCAAGUUACCAUCUCAGGUCGCGGGGGUGCGUCCUACACACAACAAGUGUCAUGGACCGCUUCUUCCUCCUCGAAAAAGGUAGCAGUGAAUGAGACUCAAAGCAAACUAGCUGAAAAGUACAGUGAGUCGACGCUGCUUGCUCUUGAGCGCAUCGAUCCUUCAGUAGUCAACUAUGAGCUUAUCCAGGCACUUGUGGAGCACAUUGCUUCGGAAAUGGAUCUGCUGUCAGUGUCGAAGGAAGGUGGUCAGCGAAGCAGUGCGUCGGUACUCGUGUUUCUUCCGGGUCUUCAAGAAAUCACCACAUUACUCGAUAUGCUCGGCGGCAGUCGUCUGUUACGCCAUGACCAGCACGGUCGCGAAUUCGAGCUACUACCACUCCACUCAUCGCUUUCGUCGCAAGAACAGCAGCUUAUUUUCCGACAGCGUCCAGGAGUCGUUCGGGUAAUUGCAGCAACUAAUAUUGCUGAGACGUCGCUGACGAUUGACGACGUUAAGGUUGUCAUUGAUACUGGACGCGUCAAGCAAAUGAGCCAUGAUGCCCAGCGUCGCACGAAUAUGCUUGACGAGAUCUGGGUUGCGCGGGCUAAUGCGAAGCAGCGGGCUGGUCGUGCAGGUCGCACGAGUGGUGGCUCUUGUUUCCGCCUUUUUCCACAGUCGGUUUUCCAUUCCGUUAUGCUCGAGCAACCGGUGCCUGAGAUCCAGCGUGCGCCAUUGACGUCGCUCUGUUUGCAGAUAAAGACGUUUGGUGCGGGAGGCAACGAGCAAAAGGGAGGUUGCGGGGAGUUUCUUCAAGCAUGUUUAGACCCGCCUGACGACGUCAGCAUCCGGAAUGCGUUAGAGGAGCUUUUCGAAAUUGGUGCACUAAAACGCGAGGACGAGGCGCUUACUGAACUGGGUGCGCACUUGGCUAGACUGCCUGUUGAUGUGAAGGUGGGUAAAUUACUCUUGCUCGGAGCAAUUUUUGGUGUGUUCGACGCUGCAAGCACCUGUGCUGCUGUGCUGGAGACAAAAUCUCCUUUUGUAGCACCUUUCGGUCGUCAAACUGAAACGAAACAGGCUCGCCGGAAAUUUGCAGUGGGUGCGAGUGAUUUGCUCACCGAUGUGAACGCUUAUGAAGCCUGGCGCUACGUUGUUAAUCAGGGGAAAAAUGGCCGGGUAACUGAAAACAGCUUUUGCCACGAUCAUUUCCUGAGCCGUCGGGCGCUGCGUGAAUUGAGCAAGCUCAAACGCCAGUUUCGAGGACUUGUAAUGCAGCUCGGAUUCUUGCCGCCACCUGAGUCUGCAGGGAAUGACUGCAUGACUCUCGAACAGCUGGCGACGAUGUCUGCUGUCCUCUUUGCUGGUCUGGCUCCGAAUCUAGUCCAUGCUGAGCCACCUGUUGCGCGAGGGCCAAAGCGUGCGGUGCUGCGUGAACGCGACCACUUCUGUGUUGCAGUUCAUCCGGGUUCAAUCAACUUCAAAACGGAGACCUUCCAUGCCAGCAAUUUUCUCACGUACGCAGUCAAGCUGCACACGUCACAGGUAUAUCUCCCGGCCUCUAGCCUUGUGCUACCUUUGGCGGUAUGCCUGUUUAGCCAUGGAUUUGAGCUACUACCACAACUGCGACGUUCCGACAAGGAUGGCAACGAGACGAUUGGCAUGCGUGUGAACGACUGGGUGGUUUUUCACGCAUCGUUCCGUUCGUCAGUAUUGGUGCAGGAAUUACGCAAUGCAGUUUUCGACAUGAUUGAUGCCAGCCUUCGAACACCACCAUACGCACGUGGUGCGAAUGUCGAGUCGGAGCUUCAGAAAAGUGAGCGGAAGUCGCUUGUUGGUGUGUUGCGCAUGCUUUUUCUAGCCGAAUACGAAGAGCGUGACCCGAAAAAGCACCUGUCUGACAAUUUGUGCGGGUUCAAGCAGUGUAAGUAG
Peronospora matthiolae is the source of this 4716-nucleotide messenger RNA. The record is from the annotation of a GenBank genome assembly. Lineage: Eukaryota; Oomycota; Peronosporomycetes; Peronosporales; Peronosporaceae.